AUGUCUGAGAAAAGAUUUCCUUCGCGGAAGCCUUUAGAAUGCAUGAACGGAAAGAGCUCCAUCAAAGGUCAACAAAGAAGAAUCUCUGUUUCUCCCGCCCAAUUAAUCCACUCUCUCGCCGAUGCCACUACUCAGAACCCGAAGAAGAAGACCAAGAAGAGGAAACACCAACCCGCAUCCACCGCCGCAUCUGCCUCCGCCUCCUCCUCCCCGGCUUCACACUCCGAGCCAAAGCUCUCCAAGGCGGCGCGUAGGUUUUACAACGAGAACAUUAAAGAGCCUCCUCAGCGUUUGAGCAAGGUUCUCGCUGCUGCUGGAGUUGCAUCGAGAAGAACCUCUGAAGAGCUUAUUUUUGAUGGAAAGGCUACUGUCAAUGGUGUUCUCUGCACCACUCAACAGACUCGAGUCGAUCCAGAGAGAGACAAUAUCUAUGUUAAUGGGAAUCGUAUUCCCAAGAAACUUCCUCCAAAGGUUUAUUUUGCUCUGAACAAGCCUAAAGGAUUCAUCUGUUCUUCUGGAGAGAAGGAGAUCAAGUCUGUUAUUAGUUUGUUUGACGAGUACAUGUCCAGUUGGACUACCACUUGGGGAUUUCCAGCAAUGCUUCCCCUUUCACAACUUCAUGACAAAGAUGGUGGAUUUCUUGUGAACGGAGAACUCAUGAUUGUCGCAGAGUUGGAUGUUUAUGAAGUUCUUGGCUCAUAUAUGCAUCAACGAAAUCUUGAGAGGCAUCCGAGCUUGUGA
Molecule: messenger RNA, 741 nt
Organism: Microthlaspi erraticum
Lineage: Eukaryota; Viridiplantae; Streptophyta; Magnoliopsida; Brassicales; Brassicaceae
Source: the annotation of a GenBank genome assembly